GUCGUGAAUGAAAGAAAGGAGCACUGAACACCAAAGAAGUGGGGAGUUUAAGAAAAUGCCUGAUUUGGGUAAUCGAAAGCACUCAGUGACUGUCUUUAUAUUUGAUCACCUUUAAGCUUUCAUAUGCCCUUAGUUUAUAUCCGUCUCUGCAAAACAAAAGGUUUGAUGGCAGCAGCCUUUAGCGGCCUGUUUUGGAUCAGGCUCUGGAGUGGACGCCCCUAGCUAAGGGGUCCUCUAGGCAGCCAGAGACCUACAGAAAAUGGAGGCGAUGGCGGCUGGGCCCGGCCUAUGGCUCGUUCCGGCGUUUGGGCUGCGUUUGCUGUUGGCGACUGUACUUCAAGCGGUGUCUGCUUUUGGGGCAGACUUUUCAUCGGAGGCAUGCAGAGAGUUAGGCUUCUCUAGCAACUUGCUCUGCAGCUCUUGUGACCUUCUUGGACAGUUCAACCUGCUUCAGCUGGAUCCUGAUUGCAGAGGAUGCUGUCAGGAGGAAGCACAAUUUGAAACCAAAAAGCUCUAUGCAGGAGCUAUUCUUGAAGUCUGUGGAUGAAAAUUGGGAAGGUUCCCUCAAGUCCAAGCUUUCGUCAGGAGUGAUAAACCCAAACUAUUCAGAGGACUGCAAAUCAAGUAUGUUCGUGGUUCAGACCCUGUAUUAAAGCUUUUGGACGACAAUGGGAACAUUGCUGAAGAGCUAAGCAUCCUCAAGUGGAACACAGACAGUGUAGAAGAAUUCUUGAGUGAAAAGUUGGAACGCAUAUAAAUCUUGCUUAAAUUUUGUCCUUUUUGUUGCCUUAUCAAAUGAAAUAUUAUAGCACCUAGAAAAUAAUUUAGUUUUGCAAGCUUCAAUUGAUCAACCUUUUAGUGUGAGGCGUUAAACAUCUAAUUAGAUCUUGAAGUGGCAGCACGGCCCGUGAUAUCUAAGGAGUUGGCAAGCUUAACAAAACCCAUUUUUUUAUAAGUUUCCAUCCUCCUGCAUUUGUUGAUACCACUAAUGAAAUGCUUUGUAACAGACUUGUGGUUAAUUAUGCAAAUGAUAGUUUCUGAUAAUUGGUCCAGUUUUACAAAUAACAGAAUUUUAAAUUAGGUUAGUAAGACAGAUGAUUACUAUGCUUCAUGUUUGUGCUCUUUGAAAGUAAUGACAGAAAACUACAAAGCAAAUAAGAUACACAGAUUGCCUGCUCCUCAAAGUGUCUCAUAUUUUUUUAUUACCCAGCUUUCUUUUUAAUAGAAAUGUUAUUUAUAGUUUAUAAUGAAUGCACUGCAUAGAACUUUGUAGCUUCAUUAUUGUGAAAUAUUCAAGAUCUACAGUAAGAAUGAAACAUUCACAAAGAUUUGCAUUAAUGAAGACUACACAGAAAACCUUUUCUAAGGAUUUGUGUGGAUCCGAUAUUUGGCAAAUUUUUGAGUUUUAUGUUCUUACAGAAAAGUUCAUUUUAAAAUGACCGUUUGUAAAACCAAAAUAGAAAUAAAAAGUUUUAAAAAUGUAUC
Propithecus coquereli (Coquerel's sifaka) is the source of this 1485-nucleotide messenger RNA. RefSeq names its product 15 kDa selenoprotein (gene SELENOF). The record is from RefSeq and is a predicted model, not a curated record. Gene Ontology annotation, molecular function: oxidoreductase activity. The transcript is spliced from 5 exons. NCBI's taxonomy places the organism in Eukaryota, Metazoa, Chordata, Mammalia, Primates, Indriidae. Gene Ontology annotation, cellular component: endoplasmic reticulum lumen.